GAGAAGUACGCUUUGCUGUAAUAUAUUGCAAGAGAGGAAAUACGCAUGCGCACUGGCCAUACCUCCUUCUUCAUGUUGGUUUCUGGUUAAAUGUCCAGGUGCGUGAAUUUCUCUUACUCAGCUGAUAAUUCAUUUGUAAUGCUUAUAAUUUAUUUCUCAACUGCCAGCUGCACACGUAUAUAACAACACUAUCCUUUCUGAAAGAUUUCCAACAUCAAAUGACAUUGACAUAACGGAAGAAACAUCCUCAAUAUCUACCGUGUUUUAAAGACUGAAAGAAAAUAUUAUACAAAACAGAUGUAUCAGAUUGUAUUUUACAAAUCUGUGGAAGAAUUCUUGUGAAACAUUUGCUCUGGAAUAAUAUCGUUGGCCAAGUUUCUGGACAUCACUGACUGGAUAAAAUUAUAGAAGUGUUGCUAAACAAAGGUAAAACUGGACGUGUUUGUAAAAACAAAGUAUAAAAGCAAGGAAAAUAUAUAUAUACUGGGAUUUGUGAGAAAAAGCAAUGGAAACGAGUGAGAAAAUUUUAGAAUUGAUUUCCCCUGAACCCAUGGUAAAGGAGACAAAAUCAUAUGACUGUAAUAUCUGUACAAAGUCCUUCCUGCAAAAAAGUAACCUACUUUUGCACAAACGUAUUCAUACAAGCAAAAAACCAUAUCAUUGUGAUAUCUGUGGUAAAUCAUUCUCUCAAAAUAGUGUCUUAACUAAACACAAACGUCUUCAUUCAGGAGAGAAACCAUAUCAUUGUGAUAUCUGUGGUAAAUCAUUCUCUGACAAUAGAAACUUAAUGAAUCACAAACUGAUUCAUACAAGCGAAAAACCAUAUCAUUGUGAUAUCUGUGGUAAAUCAUUCUCUCAAAAUAGUGUCUUAACUAAGCAUAAACGUAUUCAUACAGGAGAGAAACCGUAUCAUUGUGAUAUCUGUGGUAAAUCAUUCUCUCUUAGUUGUAACUUAUCUACACACAAAAGUAUUCAUACAGGGGAGAAGCCACAUCAUUGUGAAGUUUGUGGUAAAUCUUUCUCUCAAAAUAGUGCCUUAACUACACAUAAACGUUCUCAUACAGGAGAGAAACCAUAUCACUGUGAUAUCUGUGGUAAAUCAUUCUCUCAUAAUAGUAACUUAAUGCAUCACAAACGUACUCAUGCAGGAGAGAAACCAUAUCAUUGUGAUAUCUGUGGUAAAUCAAUCUCUCAGAAUCGUAACAGAAAUGCACAUAGACGUAUUCAUACUGGAGAGAAACCACAUCAUUGUGAUAUCUGUGGUGAAUCUUUCUCUCAAAGUAGUAGCUUAACUACACAUAAACAUAUUCAUGCAGGAGAGGAAUCAUAUCAUUGUGAUAUUUGUGAUAAAUCAUUCUUUCGGAGCGUUUCAUUAACUAGACAUAAACGUAUUCAUACAGGAGAAAAAAUGUAUUCGUGUGAGGUUUGUGGUAAAUCAUUCACUGAAAAUAGUAACUUCACAAAACACAAACGUAUUCAUACAGGAGAGAAGCCAUAUCACUGUGAGGUCUGUGGUAAAUCUUUCUCUCGAAAUACUCACUUAACUAGGCACAAACAUGUUCAUACAGGAGAGAAACUUUAUCUGUGUGAGGUGUGUGGUAAAUCAUUCCCUGAAAAUUCUACAUUGAUAAAACACUGUCGCAUUCAUACAGGAGAAAAACCAUAUCCUUGUGAGGUCUGUGGUAAAUCAUUCUCUGAAGAUAGUGACUUAACGACGCACAUACGUAUUCAUACAGGAGAGAAGCCAUACCAUUGUGAUAUCUGUGGUAAAUCGUUCUCUCGAAAUAGUCACUUAACUCGACACGAACGUAUUCAUACAGGAGAGAAACUGUAUUCAUGUGAUGUGUGUGGUAAAUCAUUCCCUGAAAAUGCUACCUUAACGAGACAUUAUCGUAUUCACACAGGAGAGAAACCAUAUCACUGUGAUGUCUGUGGUAAAUCAUUCUCUGAAAAUAGUACCUUGAUUUCGCACAAACGUAUUCAUACAGGAGAAAAUCUAUAUCAUUGUGAUUUCUGUGGUAAAUCAUUCCCUGAAAAUGCUACCUUAACAAGACACUAUCGUAUUCAUACAGGUGAGAAGCCAUUUCCCUGUGAUGUCUGUGGUAAAUCAUUUUCUCAAAAUAGUGCCUUGACAUCGCACAAACGUAUUCAUACAGGUGAAAAGCCAUAUCAUUGUGAUUUCUGUGGUAAAUCGUUCUCUGUAAGUGGUUUGUUAACUAGACACAAACGUAUUCAUUCAGGGGAAGCACCAUAUCAUUUCAGUGUGUAGUAAAUCACUUCACUGCAGUCUGUAGUACCUUGACCUCCUACAAAGUAGAAACCAUAUCAAGUCAUUCUCUGAAAGUAGUCCCUUGACUAGACAGAAAGGUAUUCAUACAGAAGAGACACCAUAUCAUUCCUUGUCAGUAUUGCCUUGAGAUUAAAUUAUUUCAAAAAAUUUUA
Molecule: messenger RNA, 2442 nt
Organism: Octopus sinensis (East Asian common octopus)
Lineage: Eukaryota; Metazoa; Mollusca; Cephalopoda; Octopoda; Octopodidae
Product: zinc finger protein 271-like
Exons: 4
Coding region: 506-2269 (587 amino acids)
Biological process (GO): regulation of transcription by RNA polymerase II
Cellular component (GO): nucleus
Molecular function (GO): RNA polymerase II cis-regulatory region sequence-specific DNA binding; DNA-binding transcription factor activity, RNA polymerase II-specific
Source: RefSeq, a predicted model, not a curated record